UUCUGUAAUAAUAACCUGAACCUGGAUUUGAUUUCAACAUCAUCUGUGCGUCAACAGUGCCUUAAUCUGUUCCGUCCAUCGCAAAAAUGCCAAGAGGAUUUUUAGUGAAAAGGAACAGGAAACCAAACCCUAUGUCUUACAGGGUCCGCUCUGAUGAGGUGGAACAGGGACAACAAAUACAAGCUUUCGCAUCCUUCCCUGAGCGCGCAGAUGCAGCAUCCCUGUUCUGCGAGUCAUCAGCCACAGCAGCAGCUCCCGGACAAGAUGCUAAACCCGUUCAGUUUGGGAACCCGGAGGCAGUGUACAAGGCUCUCUACAGCCCCACCCGGCCCGUCAGUAAAGACCAUGAACAGGGAUAUUUAGAGAGACAUUUCAAUCUCGGGUCACCAGUGUCUGCUGAAUCCUUUCCCACACCUGCCACUUUAGAUCCCCUCUUUUCCCCAGUGGACCUAAAAAUCGGUACCAGUAACUGCAACCGGGCCGGGACAACCACGAACUCAAAUCUACCCGCUGUCACCGGGAAUGGCACCAAAAGGCCUUCAAGCGACACCGAGCGUAAAAACAAGCCUCCAUCAAAAAAAAACAAAGCUAUCAAGAAACUACAUUUCGAAGACGAGAUGACCACAUCACCCGUGCUUGGGCUCAAAAUUAAAGAGGCUCCCGUCGACCAAAAACCCAGACCACAGCCGGCACCAGGUGACAAGCCUCUCGGUGAGUUCGUCUGUCAACUGUGCAGAGAAGCAUAUGGCGACCCCUUCGCGCUGGCCCAGCAUAAGUGUUCCAGGAUAGUGAGGGUUGAGUACAGAUGCCCUGAAUGUGAUAAGGUUUUCAGCUGCCCGGCAAACCUAGCCUCCCACAGGCGCUGGCACAAACCAAAACCUCAAAAUAACGCGUCAAUGUCUGGUGUACAACAUAUUAAAUCAGAGAGCGAUAAAAUGUGCGCGCUCGACAAGGCUGUGUCUGAUGAAAUAAAGGGCCGGAGUGAUAGAGACACACCCAGCCCCGGGCUGUCAGAGUCGGGAUCAGUUGGAUCAGAGGAGGGUCUCUAUGAUUGUCAUCACUGUGGGAAAAAGUUUAAACGCCAGGCAUACCUAAGAAAGCACAUCCUAUCUCAACAUGCCACAGCUUCCCACAAUACCAGCAGUGAGGUCCACGAUGCCUAUCCCUUAUCCCAAAACGAAGGAAAGCCGAGUGACAAAACUCCAAGCCACGCACCAUUGAAUCUGAGUUCCUCAGGGUGCCACCUGUGCCCUGUUUGUGGAGAGGACUUUCCCAACAGAGUCAACCAGGAGAGGCACAUCCGUCUCCUCCACUCCUCGCAGGUCUACCCAUGCAAAUACUGCCCUGCCAUGUUCUACAGUUCUCCGGGACUUACACGGCACAUCAACAAAUGUCAUCCCUCAGAAAACAGGCAGGUUAUACUCCUUCAGAUGCCUGUGCGACCAGCCUGUUAAACUGAAGACAUACCUGUGCCUUUACGCGUGGACGUCAUACAGUAUGCGUCAAGUUUGUCUCAGUCCUCGACCACUGCAUUUAAUAAUGGGGGAUUUAAAAUCCCGUUUGGAGCUUGAAAUAUAUAUUUUUCAGACUCAUCUUAGUUUAUCUAAAGUACGUAAAGCAUUAGACUGUUAACUUAUUUUUCUAGGAUCUCUGCACAAGUGCUAUUGCAUUAGCUUCUAGACCUAAGAAAGGCAUAUCCUAGCUGUACCGUUGUCAUAAAAUUGCCUUUUAAUUCACAGGCUGGAAAUGUAUCUAUCACUUUAUUAGCUUGUGAAUCUGUGGACAUUCAAUUUUAGCUUUGUCUCUGAACAUAAUACAAUUUGAAAGGUUUGCCCUAGUGUAGCCAUCAAUGCCUUGGAUUAGAGCUCAUGUACACUCCUGCUGUAAAACUGCCUUCAUGUAUAGGUCGAAUAAUGAUUGUUUUUAAUGUCUUAUUUAUUAUUGGCCAGAUAUUGUAUCAUUAUUGUUAUUUUACACGUGUAUUGCCAAUAUACUACACAUGAAACCA
Molecule: messenger RNA, 2008 nt
Organism: Salmo salar (Atlantic salmon)
Lineage: Eukaryota; Metazoa; Chordata; Actinopteri; Salmoniformes; Salmonidae
Gene: insm1
Product: Insulinoma-associated protein 1
Biological process (GO): negative regulation of transcription by RNA polymerase II; regulation of cell cycle process; neuron differentiation
Cellular component (GO): transcription repressor complex; nucleus
Molecular function (GO): RNA polymerase II cis-regulatory region sequence-specific DNA binding; DNA-binding transcription repressor activity, RNA polymerase II-specific
Source: RefSeq, marked provisional